Chinchilla lanigera (long-tailed chinchilla) is the source of this 1986-nucleotide messenger RNA. It is a transcript of the gene Gnl3l, whose product is annotated as guanine nucleotide binding protein-like 3 (nucleolar)-like. The coding region runs from base 148 to 1875 and encodes 575 amino acids. The transcript has 16 exons. Gene Ontology annotation, cellular component: nucleolus. The record is from RefSeq and is a predicted model, not a curated record. Gene Ontology annotation, molecular function: GTP binding. NCBI's taxonomy places the organism in Eukaryota, Metazoa, Chordata, Mammalia, Rodentia, Chinchillidae.
GAGGCUGCGUUCCGAAAGUCGGAACCGGCGAGUCGCGCCCCUUUCUUCCGCCGGCGCUGUUCCACCGUGUUCUCCUCCCCGCUCUCCGCCGGAAGGGAAGAAAGUGGACAGAUUUGAAGGUACCUGUUUCCAAGCUGGUUGAUCAUCAUGAAGUAUAGACAAAAAACUAAAAAGUCAGGUAAAGGUUCCAAAGGCUGCAAGAAGCCUGCAAAGCAAAAUGGGAAGAAAGCAACCUCCAGAGUGUCCUCCACUUCCCGUUCUGUUCACUGCAAUGAUCAUGCCAGCCGCGAGGUGGCAUUAAAGAAGAAGAGGGUUGAGGAGAUGAGGGAGAAGCAGCAAGCUGCCCGGGAGCAAGAGAAAUACAAACACAGGACCAUUGAGAACUACUGUCAGGAUGUCCUGAGACGUCAGGAGGAGUUUGAACGCAAGGAGGAAGUUUUGCAGGAAUUAAAUAUGUUUCCUCAGUUGGAUGACGAGGCCACAAGGAAGGCUUAUUACAGAGAGUUUCGCAAGGUGGUGGAGUACUCUGAUGUGAUUCUGGAAGUCCUGGAUGCGAGAGACCCAUUGGGCUGCCGCUGUUUCCAAAUGGAAGAAGCUGUUCUGCAAGCAGAAGGCAACAAGAAGCUGGUCCUGGUUUUGAACAAAAUUGACCUGGUUCCCAAGGAGGUUGUGGAGAAAUGGCUAGAUUACCUUCGCAAUGAGCUGCCAGCCGUGGCUUUCAAGGCUAGCACCCAGCAUCAGGUCAAGAACUUGAAUCGGUGCAGUGUGCCAGUGGAGCAAGCCCCUGAGUCACUGCUGAAAAGCAAAUCCUGCUUUGGAGCUGAAAACCUCAUGAGGGUUCUGGGGAACUAUUGCCGCUUGGGUGAAGUGCGCACUCACAUCCGUGUGGGUGUUGUGGGACUUCCCAAUGUUGGGAAGAGUAGCCUCAUCAAUAGCCUGAAGCGCAGCCGUGCGUGCAGUGUGGGAGCUGUUCCUGGGGUCACUAAAGUCACGCAGGAGGUCUACUUGGACAAGUUUAUCAGGCUGCUGGAUGCCCCGGGCAUUGUCCCAGGACCCAACUCAGACGUGGGCACCAUCCUGCGCAACUGCAUCCAUGUGCAGAAGCUGGUAGACCCUGUGACCCCUGUGGAGACUAUUUUGCAGCACUGCAAUCUGGAGGAGAUUUCUAACUAUUACGGCGUGUCUGGGUUCCAGACCACUGAGCACUUUCUGACUGCAGUGGCCCAGCGCUUGGGAAAGAAGAAAAAGGGAGGCUUAUAUAGUCUAGAACAGGCUGCCAAAGCUGUCCUGGCUGACUGGGUGAGUGGGAAGAUCAGCUUCUAUAUACCACCACCACCCACACACACUCUGCCUGCCCAUCUCAGUGCUGAGAUUGUUAAGGAGAUGACUGAGGUCUUUGACAUUGAGGAUACUGAGCAGGCCAAUGAAGACACCAUGGAAUGCUUGGCCACAGGAGAGGCUGAUGAGCUCUCGGGUGACAUAGAACCACUUGAAGUGGAGAUCAAGAAGCUGCAUUCUCCAGUGAAGAAAAUACCAGAUGCCGCUGAAAAUAAAACUACCAUCUAUCAGAGUGGAGACCUCCCUGGGUAUUGCACCAGUCCAAGCCAUUAUCAGGUGGGGUGGGCUAAACGCAGUGUGGACCCCCACUGCCCCAAGAACAGUAGCAUGGUAGAGGUCAACUCAGUGGACCGUCGCCCAGUUCUGCAGAGGAUUAUGGAGACAGACCCCUUGCAACAGGGCCAGGCUCUGGCAUCCGCCCUGAAGAAUAAGAAGAAGAUGCAGAAGCGUACAGAUAAAAUUGCCACCAAGCUGUCUGAUUGCAUGAUGUCAGUCCUCGACCUUUCUGGCAAUGGUGAUAGCAGUGCUGGUGACUAAUCCGAUGAUCUCACCCUCUUCUCUAAGCCCUGGUUCCUGUGGGAUGAGAGAAUACAGAUGGAGUUUGAGUCUCUGAAGCACCUGUAUAAUAAAAGAACCUCUUGCAUACCA